This is a messenger RNA of Anopheles marshallii, 591 nucleotides long. RefSeq lists its product as uncharacterized. NCBI's taxonomy places the organism in Eukaryota, Metazoa, Arthropoda, Insecta, Diptera, Culicidae. The transcript has 2 exons. The record is from RefSeq and is a predicted model, not a curated record. The coding region runs from base 1 to 591 and encodes 196 amino acids.
AUGAUGUUGUGUGCCUUCCUGUGUGCCACUUCCACCGCGGUACCGGUGGCACCGGACGCGACUGGACUUGGGGCGGCUCUUGCCAACAUUGCCAACAGUUUCGUGGUGGUUAGCGAGGAAAAGGAACAGGCAGUGAGUAGCCGUAUGGACACGGAAACAUCCACCGUACCACAUCUGGAAUCUGCCAAUGUCCUUCCUGCGCUCAUGCACAUUGCUCUCACCCCGGAAGAGCAUCACAUUAAGGCGGAAACGGAAGAGUUGGUCUAUACUAAUAAUACCGAUGCGCAGGGCGUGGUAAAGAUUACUAUCGUUGGAGAAAAUUCGUCCGAAGAAUUAACGACAGAUGUAACUGGUGCGGAAGAAUAUGAUGAUGAUGGUACUACUACAGAAGAAAACACCACAGAGACGGAAGAUGGCCUAACCACGGUUGUUCCCAGCACCCCCGGUUCACCCACGUUGCGAUCCACCACGCCAACUGCCAUUCUUACCGUGCUCGGAAAUGACCAAGUAGAUAAGGAAAAAGAGGAAGAAAUCAAGCAAAACAUUAAAGAGGUGGAAGCGAUGCCGGUGAUAUUAACUGUCGGCGUCUAA